Messenger RNA from Oryza brachyantha (malo sina), 1332 nucleotides. Its product is annotated as ubiquitin fusion degradation protein 1 homolog. Gene Ontology annotation, molecular function: polyubiquitin modification-dependent protein binding. Bases 158 to 1105 code for a protein of 315 amino acids. The record is from RefSeq and is a predicted model, not a curated record. NCBI's taxonomy places the organism in Eukaryota, Viridiplantae, Streptophyta, Magnoliopsida, Poales, Poaceae. The transcript is spliced from 10 exons. Gene Ontology annotation, cellular component: VCP-NPL4-UFD1 AAA ATPase complex.
AAGCUAACCCCACCCCAUCCCCCCCUCUCCAACCGAGCCUUCCACACACGCGCACGCACGCCUCGGGGGAUCCACCUCGCCGCCGGCAGGGCUCCGUCGCCGCUCGCUCCGCUCCGCUCCACGGAAUUAAAAGGAGGUAACCUUCUUGUCGGCAAGUAUGUAUUUUGAAGGAUAUGGGUACCGUGGAAGUACCUUCGAGCAGACAUAUCGCUGCUACCCUGCAUCUUUCAUUGACAAGCCACAGCUUGAAACUGGUGACAAAAUCAUUAUGCCACCUUCUGCUCUUGAUCGCCUAGCAUCUCUGCAUAUUGAAUAUCCUAUGCUAUUUGAAGUUCACAAUGCGGCAGCAGAACGGACUUCACACUGUGGUGUCCUGGAGUUCAUUGCAGAAGAAGGCAUGAUCUACAUGCCAUAUUGGAUGAUGCAAAAUCUUCUCCUGCAAGAGGGGGACAUGGUGUUUAUAAAAAAUGCCAAUCUCCCUAAAGGCACAUAUGUGAAGCUACAACCUCACACAACAGACUUCUUGGACAUUUCAAACCCUAAAGCAAUCUUGGAGAAAACAUUGAGGAAUUACUCUUGUCUAACCACUGGCGAUAGCAUUAUGGUUGCAUAUAAUAACAAGAAGUACUACAUUGAUAUAGUGGAAACAAAGCCUUCCAAUGCUAUCAGUAUUAUUGAGACCGACUGUGAAGUAGACUUUGCUCCACCACUUGACUAUAAAGAACCUGAGCCACCAAUAGCUGCUGUUCCUCCUAGUGCAGCACCUACUGCAGAGGAGGCAGCUGAAGAAGAACCAAAGUUCAUCCCCUUUACUGGUUCUGGGAGGCGUCUGGAUGGGAAGGCUUCUAAAGAUAAGGAUGUAUCAGCCUCAUCCCCUGCCAAACGGCAAGCUAAUUCAACAAAUGGUGUGCAGCCCUCAACAGCUUCCACAUCACAGGGCAGCUCGUCCCGUAAAACCUCAGGAAAGCUUGUCUUUGGUCCUGGUGGGAACCGCCCGUCAAAGGAAGCCGAUAAGGUGCCUGAAAAGGAACCGAAGGAGGAUCCGAAGAAAGACGAACCAAAAUUUUCAGCUUUUACAGGAAGGAAGUACUCACUGAAGGGCUGACCGCCAGAUAGUGUAUUAUAAGUAUUUCCAGCGACAGACAUGGUUAUGGAGACAGAGUUUGGCAUGCUACUGUUUUCCUUGAGGCAUCUCUGGUUGGACCAGUGGCAUCUUGAAUGUUUAUUUUUUGCCUAACUAUGAAUGAUCCUCGUGUCAGAAACGGAGGGGCAACUGAUGUAUAAAAAUCUAUUCAUGCCUGCUUAUGGAUUCUUACUGCGCUUGUCUGUACA